AUGUUCGAGCAGCGUCGUAUUCGUCCACAAGCAAGUCAACACAUUACUUUUAAGGCAGCUAAUGAUAUCGCCAACAAUUUGACACACUCGAACAACUCUAAUACAAAACAGUCACAAACAAUUUCAUUUCGCUAUGACGAAAACUUAAUUCCAGUUCUCCCGAAACAAUGCCCUAUCAAACGUAUUUCGUGUCAUACUAUGCAUGAUCUACUUGCUGGCAAAUAUUCACAUACUGUUCAGGAAAUCGAGAUUUUUGAUUGCCGUUAUCGAUAUGAAUAUGAUGGUGGUCAUAUUGAUAAUGCAAUGCAUGUAUCUAGUCUUGAAGAAAUCGAUCGCCACUUCUUUACUCAGCCAAAAUUCAGACCAAAUUCAGUUUUUAUUUUCCAUUGUGAAUUUAGUGUAAAUCGCGGACCAGACUGCGCUGAAUACUUGAGGAAUACUGAUCGUCAGUUGAACUUAAAUAAGUAUCCAUUCAUUUACUAUCCGCACGUUUAUAUUCUCGAUGGCGGAUAUUCAAAUUUCUACAAAAUGUAUCCUGAAGACUGUGACGGUGGCUAUACUCCAAUGCUUGAUUCUGAGCAUUGCGAGAAUGGAGACUUGGCCCAGUCAACGACUCAGCACAGGAAAAAUUUCAAGUUAAGCAAGAACAACCAUACAUCAUCUCUCUCAUCUUUUUCUUCUUCAUUAUUUGUACUUGUACCAAACAAGCUUAAACGUUCGCCACUUUCAGCUACUCUUCCGUGUGCUUCAACACCUUCAUUAUUAACAGAAGAUUAUCAAAAUUUCCCUAAUAAUAAUGAAAAUGAAGACUGUACACAAAACCCUAGAAGGGUUAAGAAAUUUGGACGAUCUUUACAAUUUGAUUGCAGCGAAUCUAGUGAUGACGGCAAGGAAAAUAGCACUGACAGUUCAUCUCAAAAAAAUAAUGAUGAAUCUGAUUUCAAUGAUGAUUAUGAAUGCCUAUCCGAUGAUGAUAACACUAUUGAAGAUCUUUUUAGUGAUGAUGACGAUGAAAUCGAUGACCGCUUAGAAUUUGAUGUAGAAGUUGACCCUUUUAACUAG
Molecule: messenger RNA, 1062 nt
Organism: Trichomonas vaginalis G3
Lineage: Eukaryota; Parabasalia; Trichomonadida; Trichomonadidae
Product: positive regulation of cell cycle G2/M phase transition
Exons: 1
Coding region: 1-1062 (353 amino acids)
Biological process (GO): positive regulation of G2/MI transition of meiotic cell cycle; G2/M transition of mitotic cell cycle; positive regulation of G2/M transition of mitotic cell cycle
Cellular component (GO): nucleus; cytoplasm
Molecular function (GO): protein tyrosine phosphatase activity
Source: RefSeq, a predicted model, not a curated record